Messenger RNA from Rhinolophus ferrumequinum (greater horseshoe bat), 2577 nucleotides. It is a transcript of the gene MNMIP1, whose product is annotated as SH3 domain containing 21. Gene Ontology annotation, molecular function: protein binding. The record is from RefSeq and is a predicted model, not a curated record. Bases 138 to 2063 code for a protein of 641 amino acids. The transcript is spliced from 17 exons. Lineage: Eukaryota; Metazoa; Chordata; Mammalia; Chiroptera; Rhinolophidae.
CCCUGCAGCUAAAAGCUUGCCAACCGCGAGGCUAUACCAGGAAAGCUCUGUGCUAAAGCCUACCAGGGUCCAGUACUCGGCUGCCCGCGGGACCGCACUGUCCUUCCUGCCCGGCUGUGGAGGGGGCCCCGGAAGCCAUGGAGGUACUCGUCCUGGCGGGAUACCACGCGCAGAAGGAGGGCGAGCUGAGUCUGGCGCCCGGGGACGUGGUCCGGCAGGUGUGCAAGGGGCCAGCACGGGGCUGGCUGAGCGGAGAGCUGGGAGGCCAUUGUGGCCUCUUUCCUGAGCGCUUAGUGCAGGAGAUCCCCGAGACACUGCGCGGCGCGGGGGAGGCGCCGAGACCACGCUGUGCGCGCCGCCGAGGUCGCCCCGCAAAGUCUCGGGGCCCUCAAAGAUGGUGCAAAGUGAACUUCAACUACAUCCCGGAGCAGGUAGACGAGCUGAAGUUGCAAGCUGGGGAGAUUGUGGAAGUGAUAAAAGAGAUUGAGGACGGCUGGUGGCUGGGGAAGAAGGACGGGCAGCUAGGAGCCUUCCCAUCCAACUUUGUGGAGUUGCUGGACAGUGAGCCCCCAAGCCUCGGUAACUCAGACAUGCCUUCAAUCAGCCCUAAUCCCCAGCGGCCUCCCAAGCUGAGCAGCCUGACCUAUGACAGCCCUCCAGAUUACCUGCGGAUAGUCUCCCAGCCCGAGACCUACAGGGUCCUGUUUGACUACCAGCCGGAGGCCCCAGAUGAGUUGGCACUGCGGAGGGGGGACGAGGUGAAAGUACUGAGGAAGACCACAGAGGAUAAAGGCUGGUGGGAAGGGGAGUCUCAAGGCAGAAGAGGAGUUUUCCCAGACAACUUUGUGCUCCCACCACCCCCAAUCAAGAAGCUGGCCCCACGAAAAGUGGUAUCUCGAGAAUCAGCUCCUAUUAAGGAAACAAAAAAGAUGAUGCCCAAAACAGGCCUCCCUACCAUCAAGAAGCUGAUGACAGCUCCCACCGUGCCCAGCAAAGUGAAGUUAUCUUGGACAUCUGGUGGAGAUGGUCAGAAGCUCCCAUCCUGGAACUCUGGCUCCAGUGCCAGCCUCCACAGUGGGGGUCCAGGCCACCCUGGCAGAAAGCGAUCCAGAACACAGGCUUCCCAGCACCACUCUACAACCAGUCAGGAGCAGCGCAGCCGAGCAAAGGCCUUUCCUGUGAAUAAGACCCCUACUCUGGGCAAGACCCACAACCCACAGAAGAUCCCAUCUCCGGAUAAGGCCCCCAGCCCAGAGGAAACCCCGACUCCAGAUAAGCCCCCCACCCCAGAGGAGACCCCGACUCUGGAGGACAAGGCCUCUCCACCAGGUGUCCCACCUGAAGAUGAAGCCCCUGGCCCAAAGAUGGCCCUUCCUGGGGACGAGGCCUCUGCCCUAGAAAAGGCCUUGGCCCGGGAGCAGGUGCUCUCUGAAGUGGCUUCCGCUGGGGACACCACUCAGUUCCAUCUCUUCUCUCCGGAGGCAAUGCAGCUGCCCAAGGGCAAGUCUCUCCUGGUCAGGGAAGCUCAGUCCGCGGAGGAGGAAGUCAACAUGCCAGAGGAGCCCUGCCUCUGCAUGAUGAAAUACCCCCUGGAUGAGACGGAUAGCUCUGCACUCCAGUCCGAAGCGAAGCCAGAGUCCGGGCCUGCCCUCGAGAAGGCCCACCCCCUGGAAGAGGCCACCACCCUCCUGGAGGAACCACCUGUGAAGGAAGAGGCUACCCCCCAAGAGGUUUCCCCCAAAGAUGUAGAACCUGCCCAAAAGAAUCGACAUCCUAUCAGUCCGAUUCCAGACACUCAAGAGACUCCCACUCUCUCUUCGCUGGUCCCGCAAAAUCCCACGGACAGCAAAAGUGACAGAGGUGAUAUAGUGAGGCUACAGGACGAGGUGGAGUCUUUAAGGAGGGCCCUGGAGCUGAUGGCAGUGCAGCUGGAAAGGAAGCUGACCGACAUCUGGGAGGAGCUGGAGAGCGAGAGGAAGAAGCGCCAGUUGCUGGAGGUUCAGAUGAAGCAAAAGAACCAGGAAUCCGGGACCUCCCGCCACGCACAGACGCAGACGUACUGAAGGAGGACCCAGGAGGGAUUAUGGCGGGGCCUGGAGGGGAGUCUGGCUCUGGCCACCCAAGUCCUUGCACACGACUUUGGGAAACCCAAGAAAGUAAACUGCAGUGCACGCUCGCCUCGCCUGUGCCUGUGCUGGUCCGUGCCGGGGCGGGGCCUGCGCGGAGGGGGCGGGGCCGGGCUGGCGACCCCAGCGCUCCGCAUUCCUGGCGGGCUCUCCCAGGCACAUCUGGCCAACAUGUGGCUCCCAUUACAGUUCUCAAGGCCUGCGCGCAGCUAUUUUUACCCACCGGAUGGCAGGGGGAGGGGGAAGAGGGUGGUGGGCGUCUCCUUUGGACGCCUGCCUGCAGGAGGGGCCCAGGCGGGUCGGGCUCUGCCUGCGGCCCAGAUUCCGGAAUCCAGCUGUGCCCCAAAGGGGCCCUGCAGCCCUGCUUUCGAGCCUGGACCCCUCCCAGUUUGUCCCACUGUUCCUUCCGGAAGGACUCAGGAACGCACCUCGGCUGACACCAAUUCCACAG